CUCAAGUUCCCUUUUAUUCCGUAUAACAUAGCACACUGAGCCCUGCUUUCGCCAUGCCCAUGGAAGGCAUGGACCCAUUUGUUGUGCAAAAGGUGAUUGUGGUGUUGAUGGGUAGCCGAUUCGCAGAGAUGUUCAAAAGACGCCCUUUCAAAACGGCAUUUUGUCUGUACUGGCUACCAGCCCGGAAAUUGCAGCAGCACAAUUUCAAUUUCCGCUUGAAAUUGCUGAAAUCCUACGGGUACACACCAUCACAAUUGCUUGACACUGGCCUCACAGCAACAAAAUUGAAGAAUUCAAAAGUGUUUCAAGUUCCUGACUUCAGGAACGAUGGAGUACCUUUAAAGGAUUUUCAAAGUGCGUUUUCCAUUUCACAGCUUCUAUAUCACGGGUGCAGGAUUCGUGAUUUGCUUGCUUUCCCAUCUCGAUUGGAUCAUUUGAUCGAAGAGGGAGGUAAGAGGCUGAGCCAAGAUCUCCCCCAAGAGGAGAGGGAAGAGUGGACAAAGGUUUUCAUCGACUUCAAGAAAAGCACAGACCUGGGAAAAUUGUGUGCACAUUGUCCAGUUGAGAGUUGGAAUGACAUCUUUUCAAUCUCUGAGCUGCUGCAAGCUGGCAAAACGCUGGAUGCAUUCUGGCAUGUCUAUCCGUUUGAAUGUGCGGAGGCUUGGGGAUUUUCAGUCCAGGAUGCAGUAGCUACAGCUGCAAAAUGCCUGUGUGUAUACAGGAAGCUCAAAGAAGCAGGCAAAUCUGCCCAAGAAGUCCUCGAUGCCAUCAACAAUUUGGAAAAAAAGGAGUUUCGCGAGGUAGAAAGUGAAGCUUUCUUCAUUGAUAGUGCAUACACUUUAUCCGAGAAAUUGCAUGCUGGGAUGGCUAUCCAAGUGCUGGAAAAUGGGCCAGAUGCGGAGCAAUUCAAAGAAGCUGGAUGCACUGGUUGCCAGCUGAGGGAAGCUGGAUUUGAUGCCGAAUCCAUGGCCAGGGCGGGGUACAGUUGUGACGAGCUUCGCAAUGCUGGUUUCACUCUUCUUGAAGUCAAAGAUGCUGUAAGCACCAAAGCCAUGGCAGAAGCUGGCUUCACUGCCCAAGAAUUCAAGGAACAUGGCAUUACAGUCAAGUUGCUUCAGGAAGAUGGUUGUACAGCCGCGCAGUUGAGAAUCAUUGGUUUCGUUGCAUCGGAGCUUAUUGGUGAAUACACUGAUUUGCAGCUUGCCAGUGCGGGUUUUGCCGCCUUGGAACUUCAAAAGCUUGGCUGCGAAGCAUCAUCUUUGAAAUCCAAUUACAGUGCAGAGGAGAUCAUCGAUGCUGGCUUCAGCCCGGAGAGUUUGAAAGCAGCUGGCAUCACAAGUGCCCGGUUGCAGGCUUAUUUUGAUGUCAAGAGGUUGAAACGAGCCAAUUUCACCGCCAAGGAGCUCAAAGAGUCUCAUUUCAAGCGCCAGCAAUUGGAAGAACACUACAAUACCAAGCAGCUAAAAGAAGCUGGCUUCUAUGUCGCACCUAAGAACUGGAGGGAGUCUCAUGGACUUCUUGCUCAUCCAAACACGAGACUGGACAUGGCUUUUGCUGGUGGCACGAAAAAGAGCUUCAAGUCAAGAACAUGAAGAUGCAGCUUGAAACCACCACAGCUGCGCAGUGUCCUCUCUUGACUGUCGUUUGGGCAUUCCCCUAAGCCCUAAGCGUUGGCAAUCUUUGUUGCAUCUCACCCAGCUGAUCACUUGGUGAAGAUGGUGCGCAAUGGCGCGCAUUUCAAUUUUCGCUAUAGCCUGAGCGCCUGGCGCUUUGUGGCUGAUUUGAAUCCCAAUAAUCUACAAGCCUUUCUAUGAACAGAUUACAAUGAGAUUAUAGCAAUGAUUUACAGGUAAUAUGCGGUAUAUACGAUAUACUUCAAGUUACUUGAUGCACUUGAUUUCAUCCAGAUUUACUGGAGCUGGCUAUUUGGAAUCAUUUUCGCACAUGUCACUGCUGGUUUUUGAGCCUGGUGUCGCUACAUGAAAAGCCUGGUGUCGUCAUCAGAACGUCGGUGCAGACUUGGAGUUCCAGCGACCGGGAACGCUUCAAAACGAUACUGGGAGGCAAAAACACCACAGUUUGGCGCGCCGCAUGUCCUUAGGUCCUAAGCAAAGAUGACAGUUUGUCCGCAGAUUCCACAGAUGGGUCGGUUUGUCUCCUUGAAAGGAGAGUAAGCUCAACUCGGAAGUUUAGGUGCAGAAGUCCUUGGGUUUCUUCCGUUGGAGCGGGGCCACGCUGCUGACGGCAAGGAAAAGCUGAACGCCCUCGAGUGUCAACUCCCAGAUUCGACAGCGAAGGAAGAAAUCCGAGCUUUGUUGGGAGACUUGGUGGCUCAGUUGGCUAGGCGGUCAUUUCUUUGUGUGCUGCUUCCUGUAGUUGGAAAAAACAUUGGUAAAAAAAACCAGCCCUUUGUCUCAAACACCAGACCUGUGCUGCUUGUCUCAUGACUGCAGGUACAGGUCCAGAGCUGAAGGACAAGAACUACAGGCUGCAAAUGACAAGGUGCUGCUUGUCGCUUGCAGAGAAUUUUCGGCGGGCGGCGGCAUCCUCUUAAGUGCUCGCUGAGAAGAAAA
Molecule: messenger RNA, 2573 nt
Organism: Cladocopium goreaui
Lineage: Eukaryota; Dinophyceae; Suessiales; Symbiodiniaceae
Source: the annotation of a GenBank genome assembly